AUGAAACGGACAGCCCAGUGGCGUGGAACCACCACCACCACCACCGCCGCCGCCCUCCAGGUCAGGAACAAGAGUGAAGAACAAUGUCCACCUGAGAAGAGCAGCUGCAGGACCGGGAUGUACUUUCAUAAGAGGACUGUGCAACCAACCUUUACCGUUAAGCAACAAGAAAUGAUGUCUUUUUUGGAUCUUUUUGAAGAUGACCUAAUCCAUGACUUUUUGUUGAUGGACUGUUGCUGUAAAAUCACAGACAAGUAUCUUCUGGCCAUGGUUUUCAUCUACUUCAAAAGGUCUCACUUGACCAUUGAAGAAUACACCAAGAAGAACUUUUUCAUUGCACUGUAUCUAGCCAACAGCAUGGAGGAAGAAGAGGAGGAGAGUAAAUAUGAGAUUUUUCCUUGGGCAUUGGGUAAGACCUGGAGGAAGAAGGUCACGCAAUUCCUCCAAAUGAAGGACAAGUUCUGGGUGCGCAUUGAGUUCAGAGCGGCCGUCAGCAGACGUUGCUGUGAAGAGGUAAUGGCCAUCAUGCCAUCUCACUUUGUGUGGAAACGAGAGCGCUCAGAGGAACACAGUGGCGCUCACAGGCAAACGGACAAAGUCAGUUAUCCCCGAGGGCCUUCAGCUUCUCCACUCCCUUGUAUCCGCUGUAAUCGCAAGAGCACAUUCAGUCAGCGGCUGCAGAUAUCCAGAAGCUUGUCUUUGCCCAGCUGCAAGAAUAAGAUUUCUCAAAGCACUGCGCUGAGUUUGGAGAAAACCCCACCACCACCCAUUGCCACUUGUAGGGAGACCAGUGACCAAAGCCAGCGUUCUUCCAACGACAGCGACUUACCUGCUAGCUAUCCUACUGGAGGCAGUUUGUCCUCCGACUCCUACAUGUACGACUCCUCCAUGGACUGGAUCAAUAAAUAG
Molecule: messenger RNA, 909 nt
Organism: Syngnathus typhle (broad-nosed pipefish)
Lineage: Eukaryota; Metazoa; Chordata; Actinopteri; Syngnathiformes; Syngnathidae
Gene: spdya
Product: speedy/RINGO cell cycle regulator family member A
Exons: 6
Coding region: 1-909 (302 amino acids)
Biological process (GO): positive regulation of cyclin-dependent protein serine/threonine kinase activity
Molecular function (GO): protein kinase binding
Source: RefSeq, a predicted model, not a curated record